This is a messenger RNA of Cylindrotheca closterium, 456 nucleotides long. The record is from the annotation of a GenBank genome assembly. Lineage: Eukaryota; Bacillariophyta; Bacillariophyceae; Bacillariales; Bacillariaceae.
AUGGCUGGCCUGACUCUGGAGGGCAGCGAGCUGUGCUUGCAGUGCCGCAUUGUCCGCACGUUGUUGUGCCAAGGCGCGUUCCUGAGCCUCCAGUGCAUUGUCCCGAAUCUCAAUAUCAUUGAAGGCAUCUUCCAGUUGUUGCUCCUGUUCCUGCAUCUCGUCCAUCAUUCCGGUCACGAAUCCUUGGUCGAGUCGGUGACUCCGGACCAAGCCCCGAGGACGGCACCUACAGCACGUCCUCCCAAGCGGGACGGUGGUACCAAUGCAGAGUCCAUCACUCCGUCCUUGACUGACACUCAAGGAUCGGGGAGCCAAUCCGAUGCAUCUACCCCUUCGGUCUUCCCCAUCUUCCGCCACCCUCAACAGUCUCCUCCCUCCGUCCCGGUUAAGGGUAAGAAGGAUAAGAAGACAUCAUUGGCCGGCCGUGGAGCUUCCCGCUCCACGGCAGGGCAAUGA